AUGGGUCAAGGAGAGUCGCAUGAGGCGCCUCGGUUGACACUGGAGCAGCUCUCACACACCAUCGCCGAGCGAUUCGCGCAAAAAUGCUUCACGCCACUUGAACUCUACUGCUUCCACUCUGUGUUCCGCUCACUGGCCGACACGCAAUCUGGGGUGCACUACUGGAGCGAAGCAACACUAUGUCGGUUCCUGGAGCUGCCUGACGUGCUAGGCGUGGGCUCCGUCGUCUUCCAGAUGGCAAGCUACCUAGGCGCUUUUCCGCUGCCGAGCCAGGCGCCGGCGAUACUGACGCACAAUGCGCUGCUCAAGGUGGUGACUAUCCUGACGGAGCGGUAUGGAGCUGUGGUGAAGAAGAGGGGGAGGGAGAUUUGGCUGCGGGAGAUUUAUCGCAGCCUGGCGAUUUACGACAAGGGGAUUCGGUCGAGCGUUGAGGAGAGAGAGAAGGAGAUGGCGAGAGAAGAGGAGGAAAAGAAGAAACGGGGUGGAAAUCUGGGAUUUGCGAUUGAUGCGCCUGACGAAGGGGAGCAGGACAGCGAUGAGGAUGACGAGGAUGACGAGCUGGUGCUGGCUGCGCUGGAGUCGAUGGACGCGAUUGACGUGUUCAAGCAUGGGGAGCAGGCAAACGUGCAUCACUCGAUUAUUCCGACAGAUAACUUUCUCAAGCUCGUGGAGCUGUUGCUGCUGAUUGCGCCGAUUGAUGCGCAGCAGAGCCUCGCGACACUGGCCCCGGAUUUGUCAGAUGAAAGAGUUGCCGAGCUGCGACAGGCGGCGCAUGUCAUACUGGCGUCUUUUGGCGUUGAGAAUCACCCGGGCGUUACGUAUCGCACUUUCGACACGGUUGUUUCCACUUCGCUGCCAUAUCUGUUCAACGGUCUCAACCCGCUGUUUGAGCACUUCCUUUUUGCAAAGGAUUUCGACCUCUCCAAGCGCAAAUCUGGGGCUGCGUCGCCCACCCAAGAGACCAAACCUGUUAUACCGCCGCCGAAAGUGGAACUAGAGCCAGUCUUGCGGGAUUCGGGCGAGAUCCUCAACUUGACUACGUUAAGUCAGUUGUCAUUUUUCAUCAAAGGCAGUAAUCUUUUCCGACGACUGCGGCCUCUAUACAGCGGCAACACGCACGGAUUCAGCAUGGGCUCGUUCGAGAAACAAGUCUUCAACUGGCGCGCGCCCACGAUUCUGCUCGUAAAAGGCCGUCUGUUGCCUGUGACUCCGUCCAGCACACGCGAACGCGCAUUACAAGAUAUGCUGCCGCCCAGGCGCCAUGGCGAUAGCAUCACUGCUGCCUCGCCUAACCAGACGCUCAUCUACGGCGCUUACAUCUCCUCGCAGUGGAAACACACAGGCAAGACGUGCUUCGGCGACUCUUCAACCCAGCUCUUCCAGCUCUCGCCCACACACGAUGUCUUCACCGCAUCGGCAUACAGCUCAGACUACGUGUACUUCAACAAGUCGCCCACGCACCCCGCGGGCAUUGGCCUUGGGACCCCCAUCCCCGCUCAAUCCGCUUCUUCGUCGUACUCUUCGCACGCCGUGUUUCGACCGGGCGCCGUGUCGCUGCAUCUCGACGAUGCGCUGGAAUUCGCUAUCUUCACGCACAUGGCUGAGGGCGGGGGCUCAUUCCACCCGUCGAGGCUUCCAGGCAGGAAAUCAAAAGACUGGCAGGAUCGGUUUGAGAUUGAGAGCCUCGAGGUUUGGGGCUGUGGCGGUGACGACGUCGCGGAGCAGCAGAGGAGGGAGUGGGCGUGGCAGGAGAGAGAGGCUGAGGCUAGGAGGAGGAUCAAUCUGGGGACGGGCGAUAAGGAUAUGGAUAGGGAAUUGUUGAAAAUGGCAGGGAUUAUUGGGGGAGAGAGAAGUGGUGGGAGUAUGUAAGCUGGGGGAGUUAC
Messenger RNA from Exserohilum turcica Et28A, 1883 nucleotides. RefSeq lists its product as uncharacterized. The coding region runs from base 1 to 1869 and encodes 622 amino acids. The transcript has 2 exons. NCBI's taxonomy places the organism in Eukaryota, Fungi, Ascomycota, Dothideomycetes, Pleosporales, Pleosporaceae. The record is from RefSeq and is a predicted model, not a curated record.